Molecule: messenger RNA, 3140 nt
Organism: Actinia tenebrosa (Australian red waratah sea anemone)
Lineage: Eukaryota; Metazoa; Cnidaria; Anthozoa; Actiniaria; Actiniidae
Product: delta(14)-sterol reductase TM7SF2
Biological process (GO): cholesterol biosynthetic process
Cellular component (GO): endoplasmic reticulum membrane; nuclear inner membrane
Molecular function (GO): Delta14-sterol reductase activity
Source: RefSeq, a predicted model, not a curated record
GUUGAUCUGAAGCCACGAUCUACAUUAGACGUGAAAGAAAGAUCCAUGAAAGAAAUACGAGGACUACUUAUUUAGAUUUAUUCCUAGAUUCAUCAUUUUUAGCUCAAGUAAAAAAUCCCUAAAAUAAAAUGGUUAAGACUCGAAAGAUUUUUGCUGUCGGAGAGCCGGUUUUCGCCAAAUGGCCCGGGAGUACCAAGUAUUUUGAGGCAAAAGUGGACGAAAUACUCGAUUCUGAAUACCGCGUUACUUUCAAAGAUGGAACGAGCAUGGAUAUCGAUAAAGCAGAUGUCUAUAAAGAGGGUUAUUUUCGUUCUCGAUCUUCUUCUCCUGCUAGAAGAGGCAGAAGCAGAUCCCCUGGUCGAAGGAGAUCGCGAUCGCGAUCACGAUCGCCAGCUAGAAAAACAAGUACACCGAAGCGAUCAACAAGCGAAAGUCCACCUCGCAGGGCACGAUCUCCUGGUAGAUCAAGAAGACAGACCAAGACAGAAAAAGUUGAAGCUGAAAUCAAAAAGGAAGAAACCAAAAAAGAAGAAAAAGAAGUUCAAGAAACCCCAGUUAAAACUUCACAGGUCAAACAAACAAGGUCAAUCCCUCCCCAACAGGAAACUACUGCUACUUCUACUCGCCUGACACGGUCAGUCACUAAGCAUUUGGUAAAAGAAGAAAAAGAAGCUUUGUUUGGUACGAAGAAACUGGAAGAAGAGAUAAAAGAAAAAUCACGCAAGUCUAGAAGACCAGCUUACGAGUUUGGAGGGCCUUUGGGGGUUUUCUUUCUCAUGAUAGCUUUACCAGCAGUAGUCUAUGCUGUUUUCAUCUGUAGUGGCAAGAAAAGCUCCUGUACCUUUAGGGACUAUAAGGAGGUGAAGUUACCAAAAAAGUGGGAUGCCUAUYUUAACGAAGGCAGCUUGAUAGUCGUUGGAUGGAUUGUUUUUCAAGCUAUCCUGUAUGCUAUUCCAGUUGGAAGGAUUGCUCAAGGUGUGGCUUUACCUGAUGGACGCAGGUUGAACUACAGGACCAAUGGGUUCAUUGCUCUUGUUUUCACCAUGGCUUGUUUCCUCUUCGCGAAAAGCAAGAACGUCCCCUUUACGUACGUGUACGACAAAUACCCUGCUCUAAUAACAUCUGCUACCAUCACAUCAACUCUGAUUGCUGUGUUUGUGUACAUCAAGGCAAAGAGAGAAGGAACUGGACUUUCUUCCACUGGAAACACAGGUAAUGUUCUGUAUGACUUCUUCAUCGGACAUCAACUCAACCCAAGGAUUGGCAACUUUGACUUAAAGUUCUUUUUUGAAAUGAGACCUGGUCUUAUUGGUUGGUUGAUCAUCAACUUUUGUCUGGCUAACCAAGAGUACAAAAACUACGGUGCCCUAUCACCAGCAAUGAUCAUGGUCUGUUCGUUCCAGCUGGUGUAUGUUAUGGAUGCACUGCUAUUUGAGGCUUCUAUCUUGACAACCAUUGACAUUGUGCAUGAAGGAUUUGGGUUCAUGCUGUCCUUUGGGAACAUCGUUUUUGUGCCAUUCAUGUUCUCUCUUCAAGCAAAAUACCUUGCAGAUCAUCAAGUGGACAUUCCUUGGCCAUUUAUCGUCGCUAUCAUUAUUCUCAAAGUUGUUGGCUUUGUUAUUUUCCGUGGUUCCAACCUGCAGAAAGACUACUUCAAGCUUCAACCAAAUGACCCUGAUUUCCAAGACAAGGAAACAAUCCUGACACCAAGUGGGACGAAACUGAUGGUGUUUGGUUGGUGGAGGCUUGUUCGCCAUCCCAAUUACUUUGGUGACAUUCUGAUGGCUCUGUCCUGGUCUCUAACCUGUGGAUUUUCUCACUUAGUUCCAUGGUUGUACCCCAUCUACCUCGUCUGCCUUCUGGUUCACCGCCAACGACGAGUCGAAGCCCUAUGCCUCAAAAAAUACGGCAAAAGCUACGAGGAAUACUGCAGACGAGUUCCAUACAGGAUCUUUCCUCUUGUUUACUAGUAACAAGGUGUGAAGUGUUAAGCCUCUUACAGAAAUACUGUAUCCUUACGAUAAAGACUUGCUAAAAUAGCUCGUUUCUGAUUUUGUGAAAAAUACUACGGGAACUUGAUGUGUACAAAAUGCUAGACAAUGAAGAUUUUACUUCUAGUUAACUUAUGUAUAGUCAAACAUUCUUCUCAUACUUUUAAUCCAUCAUGUAUUCGAUAUUUUUGUAUUCAGUGUUUUACUCGUUUUUCAUGCGUUGUUGAUAUACAAACAACAACUGAAAAUCUUUGAAAUUGUCUUCCAAAAAUGUUGAAGUAAAAGUAGAAGAACAAAGUAGAAUAAGUUCUCUCUAUUCUUUGUAACAAAGAAUAUUUCUUGAGCGUGCAGUAUUUUCUCUCAAUUUUUUAACGAAACAUUUUUGCGCGAAAAUUUGUACGCCUUUUGUAUAAGUCCUAACAAAGAGAAAACCCAAAGUUAUGCAGUYUUAUGCGCUUAGAAUCUUUUAUUUGCCAGCCCUGUAAAGACUGAACAAGUCCACAUAAAAGAUAGUUAGACAUGUGUAAACAAAUGAUUUUUUUCGUGAUUUUUGCGACCUAUUUUUCUCUUUGCGCAUAAAAAACUUGAAUGUAAGAUUUUUGAACUUAUGAUUUCACAAAAGUUUAUAACAAGUUUUAGAAAGACUUAUAGAAUUUAUUUUAGAAAGUUCUUAAGUUUUAGAUAUUGUAAAUAACACUUAUUCCAAGCAUUCGUAUUGUUAUAGAUUUAUUAAUAUUAGAAAAGUUUGGUUUUGUACUUCCUACGCAUGCAUGAUCGGGACGCCGUUUUUGAAAUAAUUGGAAUAAAACGAGAUUUAUCUCGCUCUAUAUGAACAGUAAAAAUCUUUAUUCUUUAUUCCCAAGGAAGUAGAAAAUAAAACUGUGUUAAUACUUUUAAUCUCAUUUAGAGAGAUUUUUUGUGAGUAGCGAAAGUGAUGGGUCGAUGUGCACCGUGAUUGGCUAACGUGAAAUCAGAUUCCAUUGGAAAGCCAUAUCAGUGUUAUGGUAUAUGUAACGUGACGUAAUUUACUUUCCAACUCGCACAAGCUUCCCUCUAUGUGCGAUCAUUUCCAUCAAAUAUAUAAUCUUGUGUAUAUCGUAAUCUCCAUUAUUAUCCUUGCAUUUAUCCAAUAAAGGCAUUUUAAUCUAA